GCCGCCGCCGCCGCCACCGCCGCCGCCGCCGCCGCCGCCGCCGCGGGUCCGAGGGCGCCGCGCCCUUGCCCUGGGCCCGGCUGUGCCCGCCGCGCCUGGCCCGCGUCCCCGCGCUGCGCCGCCCGGCCGGGUGCAUGCAUUGUGGGCCUCCCGACAUGGUCUGCGAGACGAAGAUCGUGGCCGCCGAGGAUCAUGAGGCGCUGCCGGGGGCCAGGAAGGACGCGUUGCUCGCCGCCGCCGGCGCCAUGUGGCCCCCGCUGCCCGCUGCCCCCGGGCCGGCCGCCGCGCCCCCACCUGCCCCGGGCGCCCAGCCCCGCGGCCGGGCGGGGGGCGCGGGGCCGCCGGAGGGGCGCGGCGUGUGCAUCCGCGAGUUCCGCGCCGCGGAGCAGGAGGCUGCGCGCCGCAUCUUCUACGACGGCAUCUUGGAGCGCAUCCCCAACACGGCCUUCCGCGGCCUGCGGCAGCACCCGCGCACGCAGCUGCUCUACGCCCUGCUAGCGGCGCUCUGCUUCGCCGUGACCCGCUCGCUGGUGCUGACGUGCCUCGUGCCGGCCGGGCUGCUGGCCCUGCGCUAUUACUACAGCCGCAAGGUGAUCCUGGCCUACCUCGAGUGCGCGCUGCACACAGACAUGGCUGACAUAGAGCAGUACUACAUGAAGCCGCCGGGCUCCUGCUUCUGGGUGGCUGUGCUGGACGGCAACGUGGUGGGCAUUGUGGCCGCACGGGCCCACGAGGAGGACAACACGGUGGAGCUGCUGCGCAUGUCCGUGGACGCGCGCUUCCGCGGCAAGGGCAUCGCCAAGGCGCUGGGCCGGAAGGUGCUGGAGUUCGCCGUGGUGCAGAACUACUCCGCGGUGGUGUUGGGCACGACGGCUGUCAAGGUGGCCGCCCACAAGCUCUACGAGUCCCUGGGCUUCAGACACAUGGGCGCGAGUGACCGCUACGUGCUGCCUGGCAUGACCCUCUCGCUGGCCGAGCGCCUCUUCUUCCAGGUCCGCUACCACCGCUACCGUCUGCAGCUGCGUGAGGAGUGACCACUGCCGCUUGCCCACCCGCCACCCAGCCGCCCCCGUCCGCCUGUGCCCGCCUGCCCGCCGCCCGGCGCGGCCCUGCUUCCAGACGCUCACCUUGGCGUGUGUGUCGGGUCUCCCUUUUUCAACAUCACGCAGUAUCUGGCUGGUUCUCGGGGGCGCCGGGCUGUUGCUCACCUGUGACACGUUGGUGGGGGUGGGUGGUUCGCAGCCACGGCCCCCUACCUUCCCCAGGCUUGUCACGCCUCGAAGAGCCGCGUUGUGGAUCCCCUUGACGCCCGCCGCCGUCGUGGAGGGCCCAGCCUUGCCCACCGAGCACAGAACCUCUGUGACGAAGCCUCGAGGAGCAGACCCCUGGCCCUCGGCCAGGCUACGGCUCAGCCGACAGCGCCCAGAAGUGUGGCCUGCUGGGCUGGCUGGCUGUGGGCCCUGCUUUGCUCUGUGCAUGCUGACGAUGUGGCCUGGCUGCAGCAUGCCGCGUGCCCACAGCAUCCUGCCCUGCUGUCUUGCCCAGACUGGACCCCGGGACCAUGGCUGGUGAGCACCCCUGCCCCAGCCUGAGCCGGCCUCCGGAGGGCCUGCUGUGCAGGGGCUCGGGCCACCCCCACCGCCCGGCUCCAUCCUCUCCUGCUUUGCUUUGACGUCAUCUCACUUCUUCCCGUUUAGUCUGCCCUCUCCUGCCUGGGCUUGGCUGACUGGUGUCUUGCCCGGGCGUGGUUUCCAUAGCAUCCUGUAGCACAGCGUGGUGGGGGCCCUGCGGUGAAGGGACACCCCUCCCCCACACCUGCUAGAUCAGGUGGCCUCUCCCAUGCGUUCCCAGGACCUUGUGCCCGCUGCCGGGUUUGCCCUGUGAUCUUGCUAGCCCGGGCCACCGCCACAACGUGGAGCCACAGCUUCUCCCAGCCUGACACCAACCCGUUUCUACUAAGUUAUUAGACAGAAUAGCACUCUGCAUGACACUAAUCUUGGGACAAAAGGGUAGUUUGUACCUUGAGACACUUGUGUGGUGCUAGAAUGUGCACUGCGUCUGGCCCAGCUCGAUGGGGUGGGUGGAGGGUUUCAGAAUCCAGAGGGAGGCCCUGAUGCAGCCUGGUUUCCCGCCCAAGAGCAUUCCUGGCUCGGGAGGACCCUCCCUUCCCAGCCCCCCCCUCCCGGCAGUCCUGCAGCCCGAGGGGGGGCAGGAGGGGGAAGGGCAGGGCUGGAUGUCCCACUGUGGCCAGCUCAGGGCUGGCUGUGUUCCCUGGUGUCUCCUUCCCAAGGUGGAAGGGAGUGGUAGCUGGCAGCACCUGUGUGUCCAGCUGAGCCUGGGUCUGGCCUGCAUGGCGGGAGGGGCAUACACUUCCACCUGGACCCCAUGGUGUGCGGCCUGGGGGAGGGGAGAGGCAAGCAGGGUGGCCACGGAGCUGGGUUCCGGGCAUCAAGGGACACGUGCUGGCCCGUGGAGGGACGUUCAGCGCGUAGUGACUUCAUGGAACAAGCCCAGCUUCCCUGUUGGCAGUGGAGGUGUCUAUGGAAUACUGUACAGACCCCACACCCCCACUGUACAGACCCCGCGCCCCUACCUUCCCUCCUGGUGGCGCCCGGUCCCUGCUGUGGGAGGGGAGUUUUGUAGACUGUACAGAAAUCGGCCCCCUAUUUUCUUGCAGCUCUCAGAUUUUGUUAACUGGGAUUAUACAGACAGACGUAAAGUGUUUUAGCAAAAUGGAAACAAA
Messenger RNA from Oryctolagus cuniculus (rabbit), 2743 nucleotides. It is a transcript of the gene ASPNAT, whose product is annotated as aspartate N-acetyltransferase. Gene Ontology annotation, cellular component: mitochondrial membrane. Gene Ontology annotation, molecular function: L-aspartate N-acetyltransferase activity. NCBI's taxonomy places the organism in Eukaryota, Metazoa, Chordata, Mammalia, Lagomorpha, Leporidae. The record is from RefSeq and is a predicted model, not a curated record.